UUGUCUGCAAAAAUACUGCAGCCUUUCUACAAUACAGUUACCGACUUUAUAAAUAUUGCGUUCACUUUCGUUAUCGUGCUUCAACUUCAGUGGUCGUUGAAGACUUACAACUUAACGGGUUAUUUACAGUUCUUAGUACUGGUUCUCAGCCUUGCUAUGGGACUAUUCUCACAUCUCUUGUCGAUGUGUAUCGGUGUUUAUGGUGGAGCAUAUAUCGCACAGAACUACGAGAUUGGCAAGUGUUCCGUCGGUGUCAGAGCUUGCGAAACGAUUAGAAGCCUACGUCCAAGAAUACAAGAAAGAUCGGUGAUCGUCGUAUUCCUUCAGGAUAAACGGGAGAUUCGUUUUAGAAAUGGCUAG
Messenger RNA from Cooperia oncophora, 360 nucleotides. The record is from the annotation of a GenBank genome assembly. NCBI's taxonomy places the organism in Eukaryota, Metazoa, Nematoda, Chromadorea, Rhabditida, Trichostrongylidae.